AUGACGAUAGUGAUCCUGUCUCGAGGGAGCUGUGGUCUCGCCAGAUGUACUCGCCAGUAUAUGUUGUCCAUGGCAGCGGCAGACUUGCUGGUGAUCAUCUUCUGUGUGAUAUUGAACUACCUGGGAUCUCUCCACUUCCCCUUCUCUCUCCUCAACCAUUACUAUGUGUGCAGCGUGAACAGCAUCAUGAAUGCUGCCUUGGUGGACAGCUCAGACUGGCUCACUGUCGCCUUCACCCUCCACCGCUUUAUUGCCAUUUGUUGCCAAAGGUUCAAAACAAGAUACUGCACAGAGAGGACAGCAAGCUGGGUAAUACUGACGGUGUGCGCAGUCAGCUACUUGAGAAACAUCCCCCGCUACUUCACCUAUGAACCUGACUACACCCGCGGUGCAUUCCCAUUCUGCCGGCUUCACAACCUGUGUACCAAAACCGCUUUGGCAAUAUAUCUGUGGUCCGGCAAAAUCAUAACCCCUCUCAUUCCCUACGUGUGCAUCUUGCUGCUGAACACUCUGACCAUCAGGCACAUCCUAGUAGCCAGCCGGGUCCGCAAGGUAUUCCGGGGUCAAGACAAUGAUGGGAAGCAAGUUGACCCAGAGAUGGAGAACCGGUUGAAGUCCAUUAUCCUGCUCUUCGCCAUUUCAGGCAACUUCAUCGUGCUCUGGUUGACAAGGGUGGUGGAAAUUGUCUUUCAAGAGAUGUUGCUGAGUUUGAGCUCCAUGCCCACAGUUACCCAGGUCGGGGACAUGCUGAGGUAUCUGAACUCCUGCACCAACACCUGCAUUUACGCCCUCACCCAGGCUAAGUUCAGGGACGAGAUGAAGCGAGUUGUGAUACAUCCCAUUCACCUGCUACUGAAGAUCAUCAAAGUCUGA
This is a messenger RNA of Carcharodon carcharias (great white shark), 873 nucleotides long. RefSeq names its product probable G-protein coupled receptor 139. Gene Ontology annotation, cellular component: membrane. NCBI's taxonomy places the organism in Eukaryota, Metazoa, Chordata, Chondrichthyes, Lamniformes, Lamnidae. Gene Ontology annotation, biological process: G protein-coupled receptor signaling pathway. The transcript has a single exon. Bases 1 to 873 code for a protein of 290 amino acids. The record is from RefSeq and is a predicted model, not a curated record. Gene Ontology annotation, molecular function: G protein-coupled receptor activity.